Molecule: messenger RNA, 4542 nt
Organism: Macrosteles quadrilineatus (aster leafhopper)
Lineage: Eukaryota; Metazoa; Arthropoda; Insecta; Hemiptera; Cicadellidae
Product: SIN3-HDAC complex-associated factor-like
Exons: 6
Coding region: 102-917 (271 amino acids)
Biological process (GO): negative regulation of cell migration
Source: RefSeq, a predicted model, not a curated record
CUGGCCUGGACUGGAAGAAAGCCUGGGUAGGGGUUGAUUGUCAGUGUUGUGUGACUGUCAUUAAUUUAUUACUUUCUUAAAUAAAAAAAGGUGCAAUAAAGAUGUUUAGUUUCCACAAACCAAAAGUCUACCGCUCAACAUCGGGCUGCUGCAUAUGCAAAGCAAAAUCAAGCAGUUCACGCUUCACUGAUAGCAAGAAGUACGAGGAAGACUUUGUAGAUUGUUUCCAGCUGGAGGAGAGGCGUGCGGGAGAGGUGUGCAAUGCGUGUGUUUUGUUGGUUAAGAGGUGGAAGAAACUACCACCCGGAACGCAACGCCACUGGCGUCAUGUUGUUGAUGCAAGGGCCGGCCCAGGAACAAAGUCGUUUGUUAAGAUCAAGUCGAAGAAAAAUGCCAAACAUAAAAUCAAAAGCAAGAAACAUAUUGAAGAAGAAGAAAUGGAUGAAGAUUCUAAAAAAGCUAUAGAAAACGAUGAACAAAAUGAUUUCGCAAUGAAUGACAUAUCAGGAGAUGUAGAGGCGGACUCUGAACCUGCGAGUCCGAGGUCUGUGGAGGAAGAGGAGCCGAUGGAGAUGUAUGUCCGAGGUCACAAGCACAUCAACACCUCACCACCUGUCAGCAGCUUCCUGGACAUGACGUUCUGGAAGAGGGAGAAAGUGUGCUGUGGAGUGAUAUUCAAAGGACCGCAUGGUCAGGUGAUUGUAGAUCCCCGAUUCCUCAAGCCUUGUGUGUACAAGCGUGCGCACGCACACACUCACGUUGCAGCGCCCACCACCACUGCCACUAACACUACUGCUGCUGUCGCCACCACCGACGCCUCGUCCACCAAGAUCUAUAGCGACAACUCAUCAGACUCGGGCUACGAUGAAUCCUCCAAUCCGGGUGAAGUAGUUCAACCCGGCCCUAGUAAUAAUUAACGUUGACUGCGCCUAGACAUCACUUUGUUUUAAAGACCUAAUUAUUUCAUUUAACUGUUUUCUGUUAUGUAUUUUAAAAUCGACAAUCAAAUUGUCCGAGUGAUAUUCGUCGACCCGGAGUCGCGAUACGAUCGACACCAAUUUUAAAUAAAUUUGUACUUAACAACGGAUAGAUGGAAUAUUUAGGUCCGGUUUCGACGAUGUUGCCAAACAAUCACGACUUCGAGGGUCCAAUCUUUUAUAUCGAGUAUGAAUCGAAUGGCUCUGCGUGUUUAUAAGAUAAUCCGGACGAGCGACAGAGACCAACUGUCGCAAGUCUGACUACUGCCAACUAGUGUUUAAUAUGUUACCAUAAGCACAGAGGAGUCGUAGCAAUAAGCACAUGCAGUAUUACACAAUUGUAGUUCCUAUCACGACUUCUCUCUCAGGCUCAGCUUAUUACGUACAACCUUAACUUCACUCUCGACCUUUUCAGUAGUAAUUUGUUUACAUUAUUUCUAAACUGUGAAACAUAAACACAUGAUUUUAGUCAGGCCUUUUUGUGACUAAGUUACUGUGUAAAUUCAUACACUAAUCUUCUGUCCCAUAAUUUUUCUUUUAUCAUUAGGUUAGUUCACCUCUCAUUUUACUACAUACAAGUCCAGGAAUUGAAGCCAAAUAGUACUGUACUGUAAAAUAAUCGCAUCUUCAUUGUUUCCCAGCAAUACAAAUUUACAAUUUACACCAUUGUGCUUUUGCUUUGCUGAAUGACAAUGACUAAUAGAUUUUUUAAACUUCUAACCUCACCUUGUUCCUUUGCCAUAGUUUUAAGUUUCACCUAUUUCCUUUGCUAGCUGUGUACACCCGUGUGAGUCGAGUGACGUGCCUUGUCCAGAACAUGGAGCCUGAGAGGGAGGCCAUCUCUGUUGAACGGUGGAUCCCAGGUUUAUGUUAAGAUGACACCCAAAGAGAAGAGUAAAGUUUGUUUCCGAGGGAUUGCGAGAUCUCAAUGCAUAAUAUUACGUUAUAGUAGAUAUACUGAAUGUUACAUGUGUUAAGUGUUUGUCGUAACUGUUGUAUUUGAAACAAUAAAAUUGGUUUGUCUCUAUAAUACCUUAAAGACAAAAAAAGUCUAUAAAAUUCCAGUUGACUGAGGGUGUCUGAUUUACAAAUUGUAUAUAUGUGAAAAGCGGUUUUAUAUGCAUUAUUUUUAAGAUUAGGAAACUAAUUCUAGUCUGAAAGAAUAGUGCAUAGCUAAAUAAUAUAGAUUAGAUGAAUGUUGUGCACACGAUUAAUGUUAAGUGAGAUGUCAUAGUAUAUUUCAUAUCUCGCCUCCGUCUAGCAUUGUGUUUAUGCUUCGGUUGUUUGUGGUUCGUUGCUGUAGACGACCGUUACUCCAUUUUACUAAGAGUUAAGCUGUAUUUGUGUUGUGAGUCUGAACUAAGAAAUCUUUUGUGUUGUACACCCACCUCGUAGCAUAGUCAUGGCUAUUUCCAAAUGUUUGGUUGGAACUUGUCCCGACUAUUAAUUAUAGUCAGACUUAUUUGUGAGUCAUUUUCUCAUGUUUCGCACGAUAGAGUAUGCUUAAGAAUUUUUUAUGUCAAUUUACUACUAUGUGUAGAAGUUUACCCAUUUUAACAAUUGGAUCUGAUCAAGUUUUUGAGACUUUUCUUAGGAUAAUGGGAGUUUAAGGAAAUUUAUAAUAAUAAUCACUUAAAAUAAAAAUAAAAAAUUUUGUAAAGUUUAUACAAGUGUAUUUUAUAUUUAACACACAUAUCAAUGUUGGCCAUUUCUCGCUCUCUGUCCUAUUCAGGUUGUCCCUUCAAAUUGUUUAGCAAUGAAACAUUGUUUUUGUAAUCCCCAAACCUAAUUAUUGUUAAUUUCCUGGAAAUGUAUAACAAAUUGGCAUUCCAUUUGACAUUGAAUCUAAUAAGAGAAAACUUAAACUGUAAUUAAAUUAGUUUGGGUUUGCUUGCUCAAUCUACAGCAAAGCGUUCACUUGAUGGCAAUUAAAUUAAAUGUAUGAGAUAUAUUUGGUUUUAAAUUAGUUGUAGUAAAAUGUUGAUCAUAAGACUAAAUCCCUAACGUAAGCUUAUUUAUUUUAAUGACUGAACUCAUCCCAUCAAUGUUUGUGUUACAAAGCUUUUAGUAGGCUUAUCUUGGAAGUUGAAAGGGAUUUGUAAUGUGUAGGUAGGUCAACUUGUUAUAACUCGUCAGGUAUAGCAUGACCGGUGGCCUCGGGGCCUACUGCCCUCCCUCUAACGCACCCCACCGGUCAUGCUAUACCUGACGAGUUGUACUUAUCAUUCAGGGUCCGGUUAUUUAAGUUCUCUUGCUACUUAUUAUUUACAUAAAAUUUCUUGUUAUAACUUAAAUUUAUAAAACUAUAUUUCAAUUUUACAGUAAACCCAUUUUCAUGUUUCUAGCUUAGAAAAUUAUAAGUAAGUUUAUUGUAAAAUUAAAAUAUUUUAAUCUUUUGAUUUCAUAUUUUGAAAUUAUUUGGUCAGUACCCCUCCGGAACUAUAAUUCUAAAUAAUCACUGUUGAAAUGGGAAAACGAUGUUUAAACUUCCAGACACUCAUAAAAAUCAUGUAAUCUAAUUUCAUCCUUUUGUAGAUGAUUAAGUGUAGAUGAUCAACACCAAGACGACGAUGUUGUCAGUUUAGUUGUAGCGUGAUCUCAACCUUUACCAACACCGGCGCUAGUGUCGUCUUGCCCCGCUUACCUUGGUGUCAGUUGCGGAACUCGAGUUGUCACUGUUGCUAAUGAGUCGUCCGUAACUCGACUCGUGUGAUAGCGUGGGGUUUACAAGCCGAAGCUCGGCCACUAAGGCAUCAUGUAUUAUUGUAAAUACUAGUCGUAAGUGUCUUGUGUAUAUGUCUCGUGUUCGCCACCAGCAUAAAAGAUUAUUUAUUAUCGCAGUUUAAACAACUGAAAUAAUUUUAUCCUUUGUUAAUAGAGAUUGAUAUUUUAUUAUUUUAGCGCAAUUUAAAUAAAUUUUGUUACUUAAGUUAUUGUGUAGUUUUAAAAAUCAGUUUGUUCGUGUGAAAGAAGUUUUUAUUUAUAUAAAAUGUUGAAUUUUUAUCCUGUAGUUUUAUUUAUUAUUUUUCAUUAGUGAAGUUGAUAUUCUUGUAUUUAAACGAAAACAUUUCCUGGUGAUGUUAAUUAUAUCUUCAGAAUGAAUCAAAACCAUUAGGAUAUUAAUUACUGCUUUUAUGUUGUUAAUUAACCUUCAUUUGAUGUGUGCCCAAAAUUAACAGUUGAGGCUGUUACAAUUUAGUGUACACAAUUGCUAUUUAUAAAGAUACCAUUUUUACUCUAAAUCUGAAUAUUUAUCUAAUGCUUUCACACAACAAAUCUUAAAAUGUACAAACAUUUUGUGGUUGCAUUUACACAAAGUGUUAAAUUUUAAGAUCGGCUUUUAGUAGCAUAGUUUGUUCUUAGAUAUCUAUUUAUAUAUUUAUUAUAAGAUCAUUUUCAUCGGUAGCCUAAGUUUCACAUUAUUAUUGAAUGGAUUUGAAAUUAUAUUUUGAUAUGUUUUAUCAUUCGGUCAUACUUUUAUUAUAAAUAUGAUUAACUUUGUUAAAAGUUGUGACAAAAUAAACUGUUUAUAAAUUUGCAUGAAUAUAUAUUGUUCUCAAUUGAG